Strongylus vulgaris is the source of this 339-nucleotide messenger RNA. Lineage: Eukaryota; Metazoa; Nematoda; Chromadorea; Rhabditida; Strongylidae. The record is from the annotation of a GenBank genome assembly.
AUGCUUGAGUGCAGCAUUCCCAUGAUACCUGCAGUUGACGGCAAUGGUAACUAUGGCAUCACAAUUAUGUAUAGCAUUCGGCAACCAGGUCAGACACGAGUUUGGCGACCGGACAUCAUCGAUCAACGUUACGUAGAAGAUCGCCCUUUCCGAGUUUCUUUGGAGCACAGCAGUGAUUCUCGCCCACCUCAAGGUUUCAACGCAGCUGCACUUCCAUUCAAUACCGAUCCACGAGUGAAACAUUUGCAAUACAAUAGCCCAAUGGGUCUUUACUCGAACGAAAGCGCCACCGAACAAUACGUGCAACAAACACAGGGCAUUAUUGACAACGGAGUGUAA